Molecule: messenger RNA, 989 nt
Organism: Arachis ipaensis
Lineage: Eukaryota; Viridiplantae; Streptophyta; Magnoliopsida; Fabales; Fabaceae
Product: vesicle transport v-SNARE 13
Biological process (GO): vesicle-mediated transport; intracellular protein transport; vesicle fusion
Cellular component (GO): endoplasmic reticulum membrane; SNARE complex; ER to Golgi transport vesicle membrane
Molecular function (GO): SNAP receptor activity; SNARE binding
Source: RefSeq, a predicted model, not a curated record
UUGAUCCAAUUAGGAUUUCAGUUCCAGUUAAUUUCAUCUUCUGAAUUCGGUAAAGUUGUUAUUAGAAAGGAUGAGUAGCGUGUUCGAAGGAUAUGAACGACAGUACUGCGAGCUUUCUGCUAAUCUAUCAAAGAAAUGCACUGUAGCUGCUUCUCUUGAUGGAGAGCAAAAGAAGCAAAAGGUUUCUGAAGUAAAGACUGGAAUUGAUGAGGCAGAAGCUUUGAUUCGAAAAAUGGACCUUGAGGCAAGAAGUUUGCAGCCGAACGUUAAGGCCGUAGUUCUUGCUAAGUUGCGGGAGUAUAAAUCAGAUCUGAACAAUAUUAAAAGCGAAGUUAAGAAAAUUGUAGCGGGUAACUUGAAUCCUUCUGCUAGGGAUGAGUUGUUGGAAUCAAGCAUGGUAUAUGUUGUGACGGCAUCAGCUGAUCAAAGAGAAAGAUUAAUGGCAUCAACUGAGAGGUUGAACAAGUCUGGUGACAGAAUUGAGGAAAGUAGAAGAACAAUGUUUGAGACAGAAGAUCUUGGGGUUUCUAUUCUUCAAGAUUUGCAUGCACAGCGACAGUCUCUACUGCAUGCAAAUAACACGCUUCAUGGAGUAGAUGAUAAUGUAGGCAAGAGCAAGAAAAUUUUGUCCAACAUAUCAAGAAGGAUGAGCAGGAACAAGUGGAUUAUUACCACCAUUGUUAUUGUCAUGGUUCUUGUUAUAGCCUCGAUCCUGUACUUUAAACUUUCUAAGUAGCCAAUGCAGGCCCAGUUUUCUUCCCUGGUCGUUGAGUGCUUGGGAAAAGAUGCUAUGUUGGGCAACGGUAUAAGAAAAUUUGGUGGCGUUUUCUUCUUUGAAGUGUAUGAUUAUUGACGAGAGUAUGCUGGUUUUGUAAUAUAUGAAAAUUUGCUUUCUUUUUUGUGUAACUAGUGUCAUAUCUUUCUAAAAUGGUAUUACUCUUGUAAUAUCAUUCCCCCAAAAGAGGUUCAAAAUUAUCAAAUUGUUUUCA